AGUGAUAUCUUCGUAUCAGUUAAAGUGCGGGUGUCAUAUGGUUGAAUACAUUUAAUAUGUAUCAUUGGGAUAGUGAAGAAGAUUCCAUGACAUAUAAUAUGUCGCAAACAGAUUUGGACAACAGAUCUAAUCAGAUGAAUCCAAACAAUUCCGCAUAUCAGUCUUCCAGAGGAGUCGAUCCUGAGAAAAAACCUUAUGAGUCAACUCAAUUAGAUUUGAACAACAGAUCUAAUCAGAUGAAUUCAAACAAUCGCGCAUAUUGGUCUUCCAGAGGAAUCGAUCCUGAGAUAAAACCUUAUGAGCCAACUCAAUUAGAUUUGAACAACAGAUCCAAUCAGAUGAAUUCAAACAAUCGCGCAUAUUGGUCUUCCAGAGGAAUCGAUCCUGAGAUAAAACCUUAUGAGCCAACUCAAUUAGAUUUGAACAACAGAUCCAAUCAGAUGAAUUCAAACAAUCGCGCAUAUUGGUCUUCCAGAGGAAUCGAUCCUGAGAAAAAACCUUAUGAGCCAACUCAAUUAGAUUUGAACAACAGAUCCAAUCAGAUGAAUUCAAACAAUCGCGCAUAUUGGUCUUCCAGAGGAAUCGAUCCUGAGAAAAAACCUUAUGAGCCAACUCAAUUAGAUUUGAACAACAGAUCCAAUCAGAUGAAUUCAAACAAUCGCGCAUAUUGGUCUUCCAGAGGAAUCGAUUAUUCACGAACUCCAUCAGAUUCGGAUAACUUACCUAGACAGAACAAUUGGUCUUCCAGAGAUAGUGAUUGCUGCCAAGAAGAAAGCGAUGAGGAAGAAAAUAACAUUGGUGUAGGUGGUUGGUUGGCCAUGGCUGGUGGUUUAGCUGUCGCCGCUGGCGUUGCAUAUAGAUUAUACAGUAAUAAUUCAAACAGAGAUGAUAAUACUAAUAAUAAUAAUACUAAUACUAAUAACAUAUAGUAUUAUAGAACAUAUAUCAAUUUUGAUGAUCACCAUUAUUUAAUCAUAAGAGUUAUUUCUUAUUACAAAGCUAAAAUGGACAUGGCAUAUUGAAAUUAUAAUGCAUAAAAUAUU
Messenger RNA from Aethina tumida (small hive beetle), 1043 nucleotides. RefSeq lists its product as uncharacterized. The transcript has 8 exons. The record is from RefSeq and is a predicted model, not a curated record. The coding region runs from base 57 to 929 and encodes 290 amino acids. NCBI's taxonomy places the organism in Eukaryota, Metazoa, Arthropoda, Insecta, Coleoptera, Nitidulidae.